AUGUAUAACUUAAGUUGCUACAACCCUCCUACAUUCACCCUUGUUGGAAUUCCUGGCCUGGAGAAGUUCCACAUCUGGAUUGGGAUCCCUUUCUGUGUCAUCUAUGUCGUGGCUAUUGUGGGCAAUUGUAUUCUCCUCUAUCUCAUUACAGUUGAACACAGUCUCCACGAGCCCAUGUUUUUCUUUCUCUCUAUGCUGGCUGCCACAGACCUCAUUCUGUCUACUGCCACCAUCCCCAAACUACUCAGCAACCUCUGGUUUGCCUUCCAUGAAAUAACCUUCUCUGGUUGUCUCACCCAGAUGUUCUUCCUCCACUUCAGCUCUAUAAUGGAAUCAGCCAUCCUGUUGGCCAUGGCUUUUGAUCGCUAUGUGGCCAUCUGCUUUCCCUUGAGAUACACCACCAUCCUGACUCCACAGGUCAUCAUCAAGAUUGUCGUGAGCAUCAUUGUGAGGAGCUUCGCUGUCAUCUUGCCAGAUGUCUUUCUCCUGAAACGCUUACCCUUCUGUGGGACACGCAUCAUCCCCCACACAUACUGUGAGCAUAUAGGGGUGGCUCAGCUUUCCACUGCUGACAUCUCCAUCAACAUCUGGUAUGGAUUUUCUGUGCCCGUUAUGACAGUUGUCGUAGAUAUUAUCUUUAUUGCUGUUUCCUACACCUUCAUUCUCCGUGCAGUCUUUCACCUCUCAUCCCAGGGUGCCCGUCAAAAGGCUCUCAGCACCUGUGGCUCCCAUGUCUGUGUUAUCCUAAUGUUUUACACACCUGCCUUAUUUUCCAUUCUUGCUCAUCGUUUUGGGCACAGUGUUCCUCGUAAUGUACUCAUCCUAUUUGCAAAUCUCUAUGUGGUGAUACCUCCUGCACUAAAUCCUAUUGUUUAUGGAGUGAAAACGAAGCAAAUUCAGGAAAAGUUUAUUUUCCUCUUCACCUUGAAGAAGACAUAG
Messenger RNA from Sorex araneus (European shrew), 939 nucleotides. Its product is annotated as olfactory receptor 52H1-like. The record is from RefSeq and is a predicted model, not a curated record. Gene Ontology annotation, cellular component: membrane. Gene Ontology annotation, biological process: G protein-coupled receptor signaling pathway. Lineage: Eukaryota; Metazoa; Chordata; Mammalia; Eulipotyphla; Soricidae. Gene Ontology annotation, molecular function: olfactory receptor activity; G protein-coupled receptor activity. The transcript has a single exon. The coding region runs from base 1 to 939 and encodes 312 amino acids.